GUUUUUUUUUUGAAUUUUUUGUUUUGACGAGUGGAGUCCCUUACAUGUUUGAUACAUAUUCACGAAAGUAUAUGUAAAGAGCUAGAAACUGAGUCAAUUAAAAUUUUGACUCUUUCAUUAUCUGGUUGAUCUAUGCUGUAUUAUUAGCUUUAAAUAAAUAGCUGUAAAAAUAUAUUGACUGGCAUAGUUUUGAGUUUAAAAGCGUAUCAGGAAACGCCAAUGUUUACACAUCAAUCCAACACCGUGCGAUAUACUCGACAGAUGUGGAGGUUUGAUAGUCCACAGAUACUAUGGCUGCCAAUGAGAAAAAAUUGUUAGGAAGAUAUAAGAAUAAAGUCAUUUACACAUUGCAUUUGUUAAUUGCAAAUGACACAAAUUCAAGAAACAAGGUUGAAGAGUGUUUUCACAAAAUGCGUCUUGAAUGGAGAUGUCACGCACUAUUUAGCAUAAUGGCUGACACAAGGCAGGGGAGAGAAUAUCGGGAAAUGUCUAUUCGUGUCUUAGAAGCCUGCUUUACAAUUAAUUGUUUCAGUUUAGUAUACUCCGCUCUCUCAGUUUCAGCUCAAGAGGAAGUAUUGAAAAAUUUAGUGUCUUCUGGCAAUGUUGCAGUAUCCCGCACUUUCAGCAAAUGUUGGGGGGAGAUUAUUACACAAGCAGUAGAAUGCUUAAGCGAAGAAGACGAAGACUACAAAUGGCCUGCACUGAAUGCUUUAUUACUUGACUGGUCAACUCAUAAUUCUGUAUAUACAAUACAUACCUGCAUGCGAACAUUUGCCAGUGUACUCUUCAUUUUUAAUGCGUACGAUACACCUGUUUUUUUAAAUAAUAUACGGAAAUCCAUUAAAAGUUGUUUAUCUGAACGAAAUUCCAGUACUGUGAGACGUGCUGCUACGCUUGCAGUAUUCGAUUUUGUGCGGUUAAUGAGUACGCACGACAAUCUGUCAGAAAAGGUGAUCGCACAAUUUUCUGACUUCGUGCCCAAACUAAUAACGAUUGUGAAAGGAACCAUUAAAUUUGGUAGAAGUCGAAAACUGUUUCAGUGUCUAGUCAAAACCGUUAAAGAAUGCAGCAACUUUUUUAGUAAUCAUAUAGAAACUCUUCUAUCAAUAAGUUUUCAUGUGCUGACAUCGAUUAAUUUAGAAGCUUUAUGGAAUUACCUCGCUCUAGAAAUUGUAAUUACAAUUAUUGAGAAAUUUACUCCUAUAGUCGAGAAUCUGUAUAUUGAAUAUGUGUUAUACCUAUUACCGAUUUUAAUGGAUAUGGCGGAAAUUGUUGAAGAUGAUGAUGAAUGGCACGAAUGCGACGAAAAUUUUGACGAAGAUCCUUUUGAACCUCGUAAAGUUGCUCUUACAUGUUUUCACCGGCUAUUUAAAGCACUAGGGGAGAAAAUUUUAUUCCAACCUCUACUACAAACAAUAACGGCUAAAAAAUAUAGAAUGUCAUGGAAGGGAGUUCAUACAAUAAUAGGUGUGGCAACAACAAUUGUACGAAGUUUUCAGGUACAACAUGCUCCACCACGCAGUGAACAGUUUGCAUAUAGCCUAAUGUUCUAUUUGCAGCAUGAUCAUCCCCGUCUUCGCUAUUGUGUAUGUGAUCUGAUCAAUGCAUUAGGAUCGCAUCGCGAAAUUAUUGAAUCAAGAUUCUUUCAAAAUCGUUUAAUCCCAAUGAUGCGAGAUAUUAUAAAGUACGAAAAUGUACCAAGAGUGUCGCACAAGGCAAUGCAAACAAUGACAUUGAUAAUAGAAGAGGCUCCAUUCGUCGCUAUAAAUGUUUUUGCAGAAGAAUAUGUGGAAUUAAUUGAAAAGUCAUUAAAGAGACUAACUAAGAGCUUAGAGUUGGAAGGCAAAGUUCUGAUUCUAGAGGGGUUAUUAACUGCUUUAGGUGCAUUUGCCACGAAAUGUAAUAAAAGUGUACACAGCAACUAUAAACAGAUUUUGGAUAUAAUUUUAUCAAUUUUCAAAGUGGCCACAGGUGACAGGAUGUGGAGCUUACGAGCUGCAUGCUUUGAAUGUGCUGGUAAAAUAAUCUCAACUCUAAACAAAAAGCAAUUAAAAAACGAUAUUGAUCAUAUUAUGGAAACAUUUAUUGAUGUAAUGACAAAAACGAAUUUUGUGUACUACGAUAUAGAAGUAGUCAAACUAAUGUCUGCAUUCACUGACAUUUGUAGCACUAUUGGCAAAAAAUUUAAAAAGUACAUACCAACUAUAAUGAGAUGUUUUAAUCAGUGGGACAUUAUUGGUCCAAUCGAUGAAAUAUUAAGCAAAAUGACAGAUUCAGACUUUUACGCUGAACUGGAUGAUAUCAUAGCAAUAAAAUUAACUGCUUGUCAAAUGUUUACUGUUUUUGGCACUGCUUUAAAAGCAGAUUUUGCACCUUACGCUGAACAAAUAGUACCAAUGGUGCAUUCACUAUUUAGUUGCGAUUACUACUCUGCAGAUAUGUUUGCGUAUUUAGCGGUACCGAAACUUCUCCGUUGCUUCCGUGCAGAAGACCUCACACUUGCAAUGGAUGUUUGGAUUAGAAUGCAGGGUGAAAUAAUUAACUUUAUAAUUAGGAAAAUGGAUUUAAGGACACAGUUGAACUUACUGCCAAAUUUGUCACUAUGCUUCAAUAUUAUGCAAAAUUCCAGUUAUCAAGGUAUUGCUUUUCAAACUUUACUAGAUUUCAUAGACAGUAAAAUCACUUUUUACAUAAAUAAAACAAUUGAUCCACAAUUUCGAAGCAACUGCAGUAGUUACAUUAACAAUAUUGUCACAACAGACACAUCUGAUCCAUUAGUGCUGCAGAGUAUUAUACCACAUUCUUUAAGUUUACUACGUGCGCUUUUUGGAACCUAUGGAAAUAAUGUUCUUGAAAAAAUUGAUCAACUAAACCCGCAUUUUGUUACAAUAUUCAAUAAUGAACAAUGUCCAAUCGAUAUCCGCUACAUUCUAGAAGUAUAUAUGGAUGCCAUAAAAUGUUGCUCACAUAAAUGCCUUCCAUACAUUCAUUUAUUUACUGACAAACUACCUGGAUAUCUAAUAGGGGGAUGUCCAGCCAUUGUACGACAGGGUGCUAUUAUUGCUUGUGGUGUCAUAGCACAAUAUGCUGGCAUAUCGGUUGCAAGUCUAUGCAAAACAUAUAUGGAACUGCUUCUCUCCAUAAUAACUUCACGUAACAAACUUACCGAUGAAGAAGCUGCACUUAACAUAUUCGAUAAUGCUAUGGCUAGCAUUGCUCGAAUACUGCAAUUCAACUGCUCGGCCAUACCAUAUACUAAAGAGGCAUUCAAGUGCUGGUUCGAUUACAUGCCAAUAACUCAAGAACAAAGAGAAUGUGAGUACUGUAUUAAUUUCAUCUGUGAUCUGCUGGAUGCUAAACACGUCUACGUAAGCGAGUGUCGUACUGUUACGAAAGUGUUCAAAAUUUUUGCAGAUGCUUUUCGGUACGAUGUGAUCGAGCCACGUAGCCAGGAUGGUACACGCAUACUGUGCUACAUAAGACAUAUAGAGGAAAGCAUCGACACCUAUGCCGCAUGUAUGGCAACCCUGAAUUUCGAUCAACAAGACGCUUUGCGUUUAGCUAAUUCCAAGUUCAAUAACAAUGCAUUUUAAGAUAACUACAAUUAAAAACAAAAAAUUUCAAACUAAACGCAGAAGAUUUGAUUGAAACU
Molecule: messenger RNA, 3652 nt
Organism: Teleopsis dalmanni
Lineage: Eukaryota; Metazoa; Arthropoda; Insecta; Diptera; Diopsidae
Product: importin-5-like
Exons: 3
Coding region: 291-3593 (1100 amino acids)
Biological process (GO): protein import into nucleus
Cellular component (GO): nucleus; cytoplasm
Molecular function (GO): nuclear import signal receptor activity
Source: RefSeq, a predicted model, not a curated record